AUGAAAGAGAAAGAAAAUAUAAAAAAAUUUGGAAAGGAGGAAAAAGGAGAAAAAGGUAAAAAAGAGAUAAAUGAAAAGGAAAAAGAAAAAGAAAUAAAAGAAGAAAAAAAAAAAAAUGAAGAAAAAGAAAAAAAGAAGGAAAGAAAGGAAGAAGAAAAGGAAGAAAAAAAAAAAAAGAAGGAAAAAAAGGAAGAAAAAGAGGAAGAAGAAAAAGAAGAAAAAAAGGAGGAAAAAGAGGAAGAAGAAAGAGAAAAAGAAAGCGUUUACGUUAAAAGAAUAAUAAAUGUUGAAAUAACAACAGAAAUAAGAAAUUUUAUAGUACUAUUUAUAGAAAAUAGAGAAGAGAUUAUAAAUUGGUGUAUUAAAAAUAAUUCUUUAUAUUCAAAUAAAAUUAAUGAAAAAACUUCUAAUAUUAUUUUUAAUGAUUCAAAAAAUAUAGAGAAAUAUUUGAAAGAGAAAAAUAUAAAUAUUGAUAUUUUAAGUGUUCUUAUAUAUUUCUAUAACUUAUAUUGUAUUCAUAACAAUAAAGGGAAAAUAAAUUUUCAUAACAUGAUGUAUAAUUCAUUUAUAACUUACAGAGGUAUAUAUGAAAAUAUCGAUAAAAAUAGUAAAUCCUUUAAAAAUUUACUAAAAGAAGAAAGGAAAUACAAAAAAAUCAUGGGAAAUAAAAACAACGGACUAAAUGAUUUUUUUUUUAAUUACAAAAAGGCAUUUCCAUAUGGAAUAAAUUUAAUAUUGGGAUUAUUUUUAACUUUUUUGAGCGGUUAUUAUGGAUGUCUUUUAUUAGGGUAUACUAAAUUUACAACGAGGUUAAUAUGUGGUAUAUUAUUUUCCUAUAUUACUUUAAUUGUUGAAGUCAUAAUUUUUAUAAUUAUUAAUGAAAAAGUAGAAAAUUUAAAUAAAAAUCAAAUAUGCAUGAAUAGCAAUAACGGUUUAUAUGAAAAAGUUCGUAUUAAAGAAGAAAACUAUGAUUCAAAGAAAAUAGAUGAAAUUAAAGAAAUAAAUAAGCAUUCAACUUUAAAAAAAAGGAAGAAAACAUGA
This is a messenger RNA of Plasmodium relictum, 1041 nucleotides long. Its product is annotated as conserved Plasmodium protein, unknown function. The record is from RefSeq and is a predicted model, not a curated record. Gene Ontology annotation, cellular component: endomembrane system. Bases 1 to 1041 code for a protein of 346 amino acids. NCBI's taxonomy places the organism in Eukaryota, Apicomplexa, Aconoidasida, Haemosporida, Plasmodiidae. The transcript is spliced from 4 exons. Gene Ontology annotation, biological process: vacuolar proton-transporting V-type ATPase complex assembly.